Molecule: messenger RNA, 1114 nt
Organism: Camelina sativa (false flax)
Lineage: Eukaryota; Viridiplantae; Streptophyta; Magnoliopsida; Brassicales; Brassicaceae
Cellular component (GO): chloroplast
Molecular function (GO): hydrolase activity
Source: RefSeq, a predicted model, not a curated record
AAUAUCCAAACCAAUAUAAAGAAAAACUUCUGGACCAUAUUGAUUCUGGAAAGAUACAUACAAUGGCUGCGUCCUUGGCCUCUCUUUCCUCCUUUGCUAAAGCCAGAACAGCAUGGUCACCGUUCAACCGCCAUGGCAGCCACCGCCUUCCUCCUCCGCAACUCGUACCUCUCGCGUCCUCUAUGGAAAAAUAUAUCAGGAAGAGCUUCUUGCGGAGACGACGAAGGUGUCUCAAGAAUAUUUCUGCCCUUGAGACCUCUGACGGCGCCGUUGACGUGGAGGUCGACGACGAUGACGAUGACGAAGAAGAAGCGUGUGAGCUGGUUAACGGAACAGAAGUGUCAGUCGACGGCGUUGAAGGUUAUCUUUUAACGGCGGUAAAGAACAAUAACGGAACUGGAUUGCUUCUACUAUCUAAUGUCUUUGGCUUUCAAGAUUCAGCCACACGCGACUUCGCUUACCGUGUUGCUUGCAAUGGCUACAAUGUUCUUGUCCCGGACUUGUUCCGUGGAGAUCCAUGGUCGAAAAACCGACCAAAGUCUGAAUACGAGGAAUGGAGAAGAAAACAAGACCCGGAACGUAUCAGACAAGACACAACUAGCUUCACGAAAUGGAUGGUUGAGGAAUUCGCAGCAGCUGGCAUCUCCAAGAAGCUAGGAGUGAUGGGGUUCUGUUUCGGCGGUGGGCGUGUAGUUGACGUAUUAGCCACGGAUGAGAACGAUUACUUCAGCACCGGUGUCUCGUUCUACGGUACGAGAAUAGACUCCGCGGUGGCCGGAGAUGUGAAAGUUCCAGUCUUGUUUAUAUCCGGUGACAGAGACCCGCUUUGUGAAGUGAAGGGUUUGUACGAAAUUAAGGAGAAGAUUGGUGAAAGGUCAAAGGUUGUUGUGUAUGAAGGAAGAGGUCACGGCUUUGUCCACCGGCCCGAGACGGCGGAAGAUGAUCGAGACGCGGAGGAAGCGUUUGCCCUCAUGAGGAAUUGGUUACAUCAUCAUUUGAUUUAAAUUACAUGGUUUUCUCUGCUCUUUUGUACAUCCAAGUUACAAUUAAACUCGGAUUCUAGUAUAUAAAAGGUUAAUUAAUAAGAUAACUAAUGAGGAGAUUUUCUAGAAAA